AUGCGACACAACGGCAUGACGAUGGACGCUCCAAUCAAGCAAGAGCCAGUUGUCGCGGCUACGCCCCCAAGCAGACCCGCAGAUCCCAUGUCUUUCUCCAGCAUCCUUUCCAACGCCGACCCAAUCUCGAAGCCAACACCUGCUCCUACUCCUACUAUCGCCAAACCUCGAAAGCCAUCACGGCAAUCAAUACCUGCGCCCGUGCAUGAAACGAUGUCAAGAGACAGUUCCCGACAGUCCUCCCUCGCCCCAACACAGACACCUACAGUCCGAGUUCCUGCGAAGCGGAAGGCGAAUGGCGAGCCAAAAAAGCCUUCUCCAAAGCAGAAGCAAAUAUCGAAGGAGCAAGAAAAGGAGGUAGCUGCUGCGCUGGCGAGGAUUGAGGCGGAUACGAGCGAUGUCGAGAUGCCAGAAUUCGAUGAAGACAAAAAGACAUUCAAGGUCCGAAGUCUAAAGCGCAAGCUCGAAGUAGAGAAUGUCGAGACAUCCAAGACGAAGCAACGAAGAAAGACUUUCUCAGAUAAAAUGGCACAAAAGCUUGGUAGACACGCAGAUCUUGGUGAGCUCCGAUUCAGGGAGAUCAACGUCGACGCUGCUAUCACGGCAGUUCAAGAAAAGGAGGUCCAGGCCGAAAAGGAGCGCAAGAAGGACAUGCAGAGAAAGCGUCGACGAGAAAAGACUGUUGCCACCAACGUUGAGCAGAGUCAAGCCGCCCUGGCAAAGGCUCAGGCUGCUGAAGAUGAGCACGAGAGGCAGAAAUACUUGAAGGAAGCCCAGAGAGCAGAGAAGAAGGCUCAGCAGACCAAGAUGAUCUUGUCCCGAGGCGACAAGGGUCCGGAGAUUCGUGCUGUAUCACCAAUGGAGCCUAACUUCUCUGGAGGUAUGAUGUCUACAUUUACUGCUGUCGAGGAAAAAGUCAAGCCCAGGCGUGGCGGAGCUCGCCCGCGAAAGUCCAAAGAGCAGAAGCAAGCAGAGAAAGAUUCAGCAGAGGCUGCACAAGCUGCAAUUGAUGCUGGAGAGGAGCCACCGUCUUUGCCACCUCCACCGAAGGAAGAGCCCAAGAUCAGACUCAAGCUGAACGCCAAGGAGCAUAAGGAACCUAGAGAGGAGUCCCCAGCGACAUUCGAGCCAUUUGUUUCAAAGGGUUAUAACCAGAUUUACGACCAGAUUUGGCGAGAUUUGGCGCGCAAAGAUGUCAGCAAGACUCACAAGGUAGCUGGUGAAUCGUACGGGACGAGAGCCUCCAACUUGAAGAAGACUGCUAUUCUGGCUUCGAAAGAGGCCAAGAGAUGGCAACUCAAGACAAAUAAAGGCACAAAGGACCUUCAGGCGCGUGCCAAGCGUGCCAUGCGAGAGAUGAUGGGCUUCUGGAAGCGUAACGAGCGAGAGGAGAGAGACCUCCGACGAGCCGCUGAGAAGCAAGAGCUUGAGAAUGCGAAGAAAGCGGAAGCUGAUCGAGAAGCCAAUAGGCAGAAGCGGAAACUCAACUUCCUCAUUUCCCAGACUGAACUCUACUCGCAUUUCAUUGGCAAGAAGAUCAAGACUGACGAGGUUGAGCGAUCGACCGAUCAUCCGGACGAGGCUGUAUCGAAAAGCGAUGGAAAUACAAACAAGAUCAAUGUUCCCGAUAACCACGGAGCUCCUGGUGCCAAGGUCACGAACUUCGAGGAUCUCGAUUUUGAUGCUGAGGAUGAGAGUGCUUUGCAAGCUGCUGCUAUCGCUAACGCCCAGAACGCUAUCCAAGAAGCUCAAAAUAAGGCCAGAGCAUUCAAUAAUCAAGACGACACUCCUGCCAUGGACGAUGAGGGAGAGAUGAACUUUCAAAAUCCUUCUGGAAUGGGCGAUGUCGACAUUGAGCAGCCCAAGAUGCUUCAAGCUCAGCUCAAAGAGUACCAACUUAAGGGUCUCAACUGGCUGGUCAAUCUCUAUGAGCAGGGCAUCAAUGGUAUUUUGGCCGACGAGAUGGGCCUGGGAAAGACUGUUCAAUCAAUCUCGGUCAUGGGUUAUCUUGCUGAGAAGCAUAACAUUUGGGGUCCAUUCUUGGUUGUUGCUCCUGCUUCCACACUUCACAACUGGCAGCAAGAAAUCACCAAGUUCGUUCCCAUGCUGAAGGUGUUACCAUACUGGGGUACCGCUGCCGACCGAAAGGUGCUCCGAAAGUUCUGGGAUCGCAAACACAUCACCUACACCAGAGACGCCCCCUUCCACGUCUUGAUCACUUCUUAUCAGCUGGUCGUAUCUGAUGUGAAUUACUUUCAGAAGAUGAAGUGGCAGUACAUGAUUCUUGAUGAGGCUCAGGCUAUCAAGAGUUCACAGAGUUCUCGAUGGAAGAGCUUGCUUGGUUUCCAUUGCCGUAACCGAUUGCUUUUGACUGGUACGCCUAUCCAAAACAACAUGCAGGAAUUGUGGGCUCUGCUGCAUUUCAUCAUGCCCAGCUUGUUCGAUUCGCACGACGAAUUCAGCGAGUGGUUCUCAAAGGAUAUCGAAAGCCAUGCUCAGAGUAACACCAAGCUCAACGAAGAUCAGCUGAAGAGAUUGCACAUGAUCUUGAAGCCCUUCAUGCUUCGUCGUGUCAAGAAGCACGUUCAAAAGGAGCUGGGUGACAAGAUUGAGCUGGACAUCUUCUGUGACCUCACGUACCGCCAACGAGCUUAUUAUGGCAACCUUCGCAAUCAGAUCAGCAUUAUGGAUCUCAUUGAGAAAGCCACAAUUGGUGAUGAUGGUGAUGCUGGCACUCUUAUGAAUUUGGUCAUGCAGUUCCGAAAGGUCUGUAACCAUCCCGACUUGUUCCAGAGAGCCGAGACCACGUCCCCCUUCUCUUUUGGUCACUUUGCCGAGACUGCUUCUUUCAUGCGUGAAGGACCUUUGAUCAAUGUUGGCUAUUCUACCCGCAAUUUAAUUGAGUACCAACUCCCUCGAUUGGUUUGGAGAGAGGAUGGGCGACUUAGCAUGCCUGGACGAACUAACGAUAAGGCCGGAUUCAAGAGCAAAUAUUUGGAUCAAUUAUUGAAUGUCUUCAAGCCAGAAUACAUUCGUGAGAAUAUGGCCGAGAACAAAGCUUUUGCUUGGCUUAGAUUCGCUGAUACCUCGAUUGGCGAUGUUUCUCAAGCUGCUCACAAGGAUCUAUUCAGCCGCGCAGUCAAUCUUGCUCAAAAGCCACGUCGACUUGGUGUCCUCGAUGUCGUCUACGAUGAGGAAGAGGAAAAGAAUUUCACUCCUGCUCAGGCCAUGCUGAGGAUCGUGGAUCGCAAGGACCGAAAGCCAUUAGCAGAAGUCACCGAUGAGGGUUAUCUGAAUAAGCUUUUCAAUGUCUCCAAGGACGUCUUUGCGAAAUCUGGUCUCAGUCGACUCGAACAAUGCGGUCGACCUUCAGCCUCUGCUCCACCAAUCGAGGUUGUUUGCUCUAGCCGAGGUGCUGUAAUUGAGAAGGAGAACAUCCUGUUCAAUGUACCAAUGCGUCGUGCUCUAUAUGGUCCAUCGCCCCUUGAAGAGAGAGCGUUGAUUGCAUCUAAGGUUCCUACGGCGAUGUAUCCCCCACCUAAACUUCUUCCUGCUCCCACUUCCGAGAAGCAGCGCUUCACCAACAUCCGUGUACCUUCAAUGCGUCGCUUCGUCACCGAUUCUGGAAAACUUGCUAAGCUGGAUGAACUACUGUUCAAGCUCAAGGACGAAGGUCAUCGUGUAUUGCUAUACUUCCAGAUGACUAAGAUGAUCGAUCUCAUGGAAGAGUACCUCACUUACCGCAAUUACAAGUAUCUCCGUCUUGAUGGUUCCACUAAACUUGAAGACCGAAGAGAUACUGUGCACGAUUUCCAGACUCGGCCAGAGAUUUUCAUCUUCCUUCUCAGUACCCGUGCAGGUGGUCUUGGUAUCAACUUGACCAGUGCUGACACUGUCAUCUUCUACGAUUCUGAUUGGAACCCCACCAUCGAUUCUCAAGCCAUGGAUCGUGCCCAUCGUCUCGGUCAGACUAAACAAGUCACAGUCUAUCGCAUGAUCACUCGUGGUACUAUCGAAGAGCGUAUCCGAAAACGAGCUCUGCAGAAAGAAGAAGUGCAGAAGGUUGUCAUGACUGGUGGCUCAGGUGGCGGUGUCGACUUCAACACCAGAUCGAAGGAGAACCGAACCAAGGAUAUUGCCAUGUGGCUCGUGGACGAUGAGGAGGCUGCGGAGAUUGAGAGAAAGGAGGCAGAGAUUGCGGCAGAGGAAGCCAAGAUGCCUGAGAAGGGAAAGAAGGGUAAAGGCAAGAAAAGGAAGGCGGAGGCUGGUGGCAGCUUGGAGGAUCUUUACCACGAGGGUGAAGGUCACUUCGACGAUGGCUCCAAUCGUCCUUCUGGCGCCGCAACACCCAUUCCUGGCGCUGACGGCGCCGCAUUGGGAUCGAAAGGCAAGAAGCCUCGAAAGAAUGCUUCUGCCAAGAAAGCCAAGACUGCAAAGCAGAGACUUGCAAUGGCUGACGGCGACGUCGACAUGGGCUAA
Mollisia scopiformis is the source of this 4479-nucleotide messenger RNA. RefSeq names its product putative DNA helicase INO80. Bases 1 to 4479 code for a protein of 1492 amino acids. Gene Ontology annotation, molecular function: ATP hydrolysis activity; DNA binding; ATP-dependent chromatin remodeler activity. NCBI's taxonomy places the organism in Eukaryota, Fungi, Ascomycota, Leotiomycetes, Helotiales, Mollisiaceae. Gene Ontology annotation, cellular component: Ino80 complex; nucleus. The transcript has 3 exons. The record is from RefSeq and is a predicted model, not a curated record. Gene Ontology annotation, biological process: DNA-templated transcription; chromatin remodeling; DNA repair.